GAUCCUUUUACAAGCAAAAGCAGUCGGUCCCAGCGGUUCGCGACAGUGGCUUUGGGUUUCUUGUUCUCCAAUUCUCCGGCUCCAAAAUAGCGAACAAAGAGCUUUCUGAAUAAUCUGAAUGCUGCAAUGGAGUUUAUUGUAGAAGAAGGCAAACACCUCAACAACGAUUGCUCCACUCUUGUUCUGCCUGCUUUGUCGAUUGGAAAUGUAGGGCAGUUGGCGGUGGACCUCUUGAUCUCGUCUACGAGAGCGGAGAGAAUAGGUUAUUUGGAUGACCCUUAUGUGCUACCUUGUGUUGGCAAUGAUGCAUAUGGCCCUAUACCACGAGGCGAGGUUGCUCUGCCUCUCGAAGCUUAUGAUUCUUCUCUUAAUAAAUUGACACUUGUCCAACAAAGAUCUCCAGUUCUUAAGGGGAUGAUGGUUGAAUUUGCUAAGAAUUUGGCUUAUUUUGCUGCUGACAGUGGGAAGAAGCAUGUUAUUGUGCUCUCUAGCCUAGAUUUUGGGCAGUGGCAAAGGAUUGAUAUGUCAAGUGGUUCACAGAUAUAUUACAUCUCCAGUGCCAAUAUGGAUGGAGCAGACGAUGACUGUGAAAAACUAGGGUGGAAAAAAUUACAUGAAUAUAACCCUGCUCAGAGGCGAUGGAAGUAUCUUAGUACAUUAGCUGCAGGAAAUGCUAUGCAGGAAGAUGGUUUGGCUUUUGAAGAUGAACUUGAAGACGAAGAAGAUUACUACCCAAGUUUGCCAUUUGCUGCACUUUUAUCUUGUUUUAAGGCCAAAGGUUUGAAGGUAACUUGCUUAUUAUGUUACUGCUCAGAAGGGGACAAUAUACCUGAUGCUUUCAAUCUGGCUGACGCGGCAUGCAAACUUCUUGAGCUUAGCCCCCAAAAUUUCCAUGGUGAUCAAGGUGGUAAUUGGGCUAUUCCAUUUUCAUGGAAGACUGUUUAUGGGCCACCCCCAGAUAUGUCUCUCUUUUAGGGUUGAUGAUCCAAUGACCUACAUAGAUAAGGUUUGGAAGGAUGGAAAGCUGGUGCACCUUCGUUCUUUGCCAUCUUUGUAUUUCAAGUGUUGAGAAUAUACUAAGUACCUUUUUUAUCAAGGUAAAACAACACGUACAGAAAUGAGAUGGAAUGAAAGGUCACUCAUCUAAGAUUAUUGAUAUAUUGAUUCAGGUAGUCA
Vitis vinifera (wine grape) is the source of this 1176-nucleotide messenger RNA. RefSeq lists its product as uncharacterized. The coding region runs from base 127 to 975 and encodes 282 amino acids. The transcript is spliced from 7 exons. The record is from RefSeq and is a predicted model, not a curated record. Gene Ontology annotation, biological process: proteasome assembly. NCBI's taxonomy places the organism in Eukaryota, Viridiplantae, Streptophyta, Magnoliopsida, Vitales, Vitaceae. Gene Ontology annotation, cellular component: nucleus; cytosol.